Messenger RNA from Ostreobium quekettii, 705 nucleotides. NCBI's taxonomy places the organism in Eukaryota, Viridiplantae, Chlorophyta, Ulvophyceae, Bryopsidales, Ostreobiaceae. The record is from the annotation of a GenBank genome assembly.
AUGACACUCCCUGAUGGCCAGGCUGAUCUCCCUAUUGGUGGCAUUAUGGGGACAAGCUCUGGAGCUUAUGCUGGAAGCCUGUACUGUGCAGGCUAUACACCAGAGCAGAUCGCCACAGAACUCUGCGUGGUUCCGCCAGUCCUGUUGUUGCGGCCCUGCUGGCGGUUCUGGUGCGGACUACUGUCACUGCAUGUGGUUGUCGAUCGACUGAGGGAGCUCCUGCCUCCGACUUUCGAAGACUUGGACCGCAAGUUUGCUGUUGGCGUGAUUGACUCAAAUGGUCAGCACAGGCUGAUCGACUCUGGUCCUCUGCCAGAAGCAGUGGCUGCAUCUGGAGCCAUUCCAGUGCUCUUCGCCCCUGUGGAUGUUCCUGGUGUUGAGGAUGGCCCACAUGGCGAUGGAGGCAUGCGUGAUCGUCUGGGUCUGGUGCCUUGGAGGGAGCAUAGGAGGGCGAGUCUGCCAUCCAAGGCGCCGGACGCCCUGGUGCACCUGAUAUCACGGAGCUCACCGUUCAGCGGAAAGGACGAUGUGGAGGCCAUGGGCGAGCGGAGGGUUUCAGUGGCUCGGUCGCAGAAGAGUGGCGUCAAUUUCUUCACCAUGGGGGACUAUGAGAGGCAAAUGAGGGACGCAUGUGACCAGGCUGCGCCUCUGGUUCAGGCGGUGAAGGACAGGAUUUCUGAGCCUAGGAAACGUCUGGUUGCAUGA